AUGACUCGAAAUAUUGCUAAGCUAUGCGACCUCGGCGUUUACAUUACGGCGCUGGGGAUGUACAAUCACUCGACCGACGAAUCUGUUCCUCCUCCAGUAAUCGGCGGCCACUUCGAGAUACCGGAAACGGACCGAGUAUCAAAUCUGACGAACCAGCAACCAUGUAUCAACAAGGAUGAACAUCCAGAUGAGCAUGAAGCUACUAUCUGCGAUGAGGCCGAACAACAUGAAUCUGUGCAAGAAGCUAAUCACCAUCUGCAGCCUACAUAUGAGAUACUUGCAGAUAUCUCGGAUGCAUCUUCGUGUAACUCUCUAACUGACUGCCGAAGUCGGCGGAUUACUUCAAGCCGUCGCCUACAUUCAGGGAGGCCCACGGGGAGCAAUAGCGAUAGUGACGAUGACGAGGACGGUAACGACAAUAGGGAGCAAAGUCAUGUCUACGACAGCGAUUUGGAUUCGACUGUGCGUAGUACAGGCCAAAACAGUCACGCUCGGAAGAUGCGAAAGUGGAAGAGCCUAGCCAAAGGAAGGUUCCAGAGGAUGCUUCUCGAAUGCAUUGUCAAUACAGGUCUGAACCUAAAUAUCCUGCAAUGCUUCCUAUAUUACUCACACUAUGCCCCAGACAAUAUUCCACCAAACUACCGAGACAUCUUUAUUGACCCCUCGAUCAUCAAUAAGCUUGAGCAAGUGACUUCAUUAUCGCUCUCACGGCCACAGGCGUUCUCUUGCGGUGUGCUGAAAGGCAAUAAAGUCACGGGCUCUAUUCUCUAUGGGCCCCCGGGCACGGGUAAAAGUAUGUUGGCUAGAGGUAUAGCCAAACAGUCAGACUUCAACAUGCUCUCUAUAUCAACCUCGGAAGUCUGGCAAAAGUGUCACGGAGAGGACGAGAAGAUGAUAAAGGCAAUCUUUUCUCUGGCCCGAAAACUAUACCCCUGCAUAGUUUUUAUUGACGAGGCGGAUGCAAUGCUUGGUACGCGCAAAGCUGGCGAGAAGAGACACAUCAGGUCGAUGCUGAACCAGUUUCUCAUGGAAUGGGACGGCCUUACUACGGACACGAAGGCUCCCUUUGUCUUGCUUGCUACUAAUAGGCCGUUUGACUUGGACCCGGCCGUUCUUCGACGUGCACCCGUGCAGAUACACCUCAAAGUUCCGACGCAGAACGAGAGAGCCGGGAUCCUGGGCUUGCUACUGGAGGGCGAGACGUUGCAGCAAAUCAACCCAAAUUUAAUUGCAAGACUGACUCCGAAUUACACUGGAUCGGAUCUCAAGAAUCUUUGCGUCAUGGCUGCUACCAACUGUGUAAAUUCGCAGCCGAGGGACACGACCGAGCGUGUCUUGACGAGGGCACACUUCUCCUCAGCCCUUCAAACGAUCUCUGCAACCAACAUAGGAAGAUUAAGUGCGAACGAAUUCAAAAAGUUUGAGGGGCGAUUGGAAGAAAACGUUGAGGGUUCGCCAAGAGAAGAAGACGAAGAUUAG
Colletotrichum abscissum is the source of this 1479-nucleotide messenger RNA. Its product is annotated as spastin. Gene Ontology annotation, cellular component: mitochondrial outer membrane. The record is from RefSeq and is a predicted model, not a curated record. NCBI's taxonomy places the organism in Eukaryota, Fungi, Ascomycota, Sordariomycetes, Glomerellales, Glomerellaceae. The transcript has a single exon. Gene Ontology annotation, molecular function: ATP hydrolysis activity; ATP binding. The coding region runs from base 1 to 1479 and encodes 492 amino acids.